AUGGCAGCAACAGCUAUUCUUCUGAAACCUACAACUCCGCCAGACUACCAUAGGAUCGUAUCGUCACAGCUUGUCGUCCCUACUGACACGAGCGUUUCAGUCCCAGUUGGGCUUCUUGCUUGUCAACGAGACCCGCUGCAGCGAACUCUGGUCACGUCCGUUGUACAGGCCACCUUAUCCAACUCCACAUCUGGCAAGGAUAAGAAUAAAACUGGGAAGAAGGCUGUGAUCGCCCCUGCCCUCCCACCUGGGCCAAUCCUCGAGCUCGUCCUUCAUGACACAGUCAUCUUCCCCGAAGGAGGAGGUCAGCCUACCGAUACGGGCAAGAUAUUGGUUGAAGGAAGGGACAAGCUCUGGAGCGUACUGCAAGCCAAGCGCCAGGGAGGUCACGCUGUGCACUAUGUCGAGAUACCUGGUGGAGAUGUUGACGGGGUGUUGCAAACCUUUAAGCCGGGCACGACAGUGACGGUAACUCUUGACGAUCAAGAUUAUAACAAGCGCUAUGACCAUAUGUCAAUGCACACGUCCCAGCACUUGCUUUCUGCACUGCUGGAGACUCGCUUGAACCUUCCAACACUUUCAUGGUCUUUGACGAGUUAUCCAGCCCCAUGCUAUGUCGAAGUCCCUCGUGGCCUCACUUCAGACGAGAUUUUGGCCGUCCAGAACGAAGCCAACCGUCUGGUAUUCGAAGGCCGACGCGUACAUGUUGAGGUUGAUGUACUCGAGGAAAGCCAGCCGCGACCUACAGACCCUGCUAACUCGCGGUCCGUUGGGAAAGGGCUUCCAGACGAUUACACCGGGGGCGUCAAACGUAUCGUGGUAAUUGAAGGAGUUGAUAGGAACCCAUGUUGUGGUACCCAUCUGCCGAGCAUCCACAACCUUCAACUCUUCCUUCUUCCCCACACCGAAGCGCUGUCUAGAUCUUCUACGACCUCGGCGAGGUUGUAUUUCCUUGCGGGCCCUCGUCUCAUAGAUCACCUUGCGAAAAGUCACGGUCUAUUAACACAGUCCGCUGCCUUGCUAAGUUGCGGUGCACCUCUGCUCCCCGAACGCCUAGGUCAGGUUAUAGAUGACCGGAAGAGGGCAGAUAAGCGUGUUGGAGAACUUGAAAUUGAACUGGCUGGGCGUAUCGCACAAGACCUGGUGCAGAAACUGGCAAGUGAAAAAGCGUACAAGAGUGUAUUCUCUCAUCACUUGCACAGGACGGAGGAUUCAGCCAACCCUCUCGGCUUCCUUUCCUCCAUCGCUACAUCUGUUCUCUCCACUGCGACAGCGAGCAACCUCCACUCAACUCCCUUCGUUUUCGUUCUGACGUCCUCUCCUUCGAGUCAAACCAGCACGAGCGUCACAACGGUUCUUGUUACAAGCUCCAAUGGUGAUCUCGUCAAAUCCACAGGAGACCUCCUCAAAGCUGGUCUGGGUGUCAAAGGCGGAGGUAAAGGGACAAAAUGGAGUGGAAAGUACAUUGGAGUAUGGAAGGAAACAAAGGAAGGCAAGGUUGUAGCAGAAAUCCUCCAAGGCUUAAAGCAAUAA
Coprinopsis cinerea okayama7#130 is the source of this 1533-nucleotide messenger RNA. Its product is annotated as alanyl-tRNA synthetase domain-containing protein. The record is from RefSeq and is a predicted model, not a curated record. Gene Ontology annotation, biological process: regulation of translational fidelity. The transcript has 4 exons. NCBI's taxonomy places the organism in Eukaryota, Fungi, Basidiomycota, Agaricomycetes, Agaricales, Psathyrellaceae. Gene Ontology annotation, molecular function: Ser-tRNA(Ala) deacylase activity; nucleotide binding. Bases 1 to 1533 code for a protein of 510 amino acids.